Messenger RNA from Zonotrichia albicollis (white-throated sparrow), 1235 nucleotides. The record is from RefSeq and is a predicted model, not a curated record. NCBI's taxonomy places the organism in Eukaryota, Metazoa, Chordata, Aves, Passeriformes, Passerellidae.
AUGGACACAGCAGCACCCUCCCCGUGCCCGUGCCAGCAGGGUGACCCUGGCUGUGCUCUGUCCCAGGUGAGCAGCCUGCCCCGCGGGCCGGGCCGGGGCCGGGAGCAGCGCGUCCUGCUCAUGGUGAUGGUGAUGGUGCUGUGCUUCCUCCUCUGCUGGCUGCCCUACGCAGCUGUGGCACUGCUGGCCACCUUCGGGCAGCCUGGCCUCAUCAGCCCGGCAGCCAGCAUCGUCCCAGCCAUCCUUGCCAAGAGCAGCACUGUCUACAACCCCAUCAUCUACGUGUUCCUGAACAAACAGUUUUACAGGUGUUUUGUGGAGCUCCUGAGGUGCAACAAAUCCCCCCAGAGCUCCUUGCCCAGGCUGAAACAGCAAGAACAAACCCCAGGUUCUGAAGAGCUUCUGCCAAAGCCCAGCCAAGCCCAAAGGAGAGAUCCAGAGCUUGGUGCUGUAGGAGGGCUCCAAGAAACAAGCUGCAUGUGAGGAGAGGGGCACAAGGCUCUCCAGGAGGGAAUGGCCAGCCUGCAGAUGGUCCCUCUCACCCUGGCUUGGAUUAACUCCUCCAAAAAGUCUCAUGUUGCUUUUCAAACAAACCUGAACAGAUCAUGAUGAACUAUGCAGUUACAGGGUAAAGCUCUACUGAAAUUUAAAGUGCGUGUAUUGGUUAUGUUUCAAAGUUUAGAAAUUGCAGCUGAAACUUAGGAAAAUAUGUAUUUUAGGGACUUUUCUCUUAAAUUGUCAGCUUACAAAGUUAGUGCAGCAAAAGAUAACUUCCGCCAGCACUCAGUGAAGGAGCAGCUCUGAAUGCUCAGCCCUCAGCUGGGCAGAGCUCCUGUCUCUGGAAUCGCUGGAAAUGCCACUUGUUGAGCAUUAGGAACAAAGCAGAGUGUUCCUUUGAGCAAGGGGGCUCUGGGGGCACCUAUGGGGCCAAGGGGAGCCAGGGAGGCUGAGAGUGCAGGGCAGCCCUGGGAGCGGAGCUGGGAAACAAUUCUGCUGAAACAAUUCUGCUGAAACAAUGUCAGGAGCCAGGACAUCCCUCUGGCUGUCCUGAGCAGCCCAGACCCCUGCCAGGGGGCUCAGAGACCCUGGCACAGAGCCCAAAACACUGUGGGUUUGAUUAUGGCCCAUGGAGCAAAUUACCAACCUUGGAUGAAGAUCUGCAAGUCAUGGCAAAUUAAGUAGAAUAAUAGUGAAGUUAACACAGGGUGAAAAAGUAGAUUUUGGGGUUUUUGGUA